Messenger RNA from Paramacrobiotus metropolitanus, 1372 nucleotides. RefSeq names its product 3-hydroxyacyl-CoA dehydrogenase type-2-like. Bases 167 to 982 code for a protein of 271 amino acids. Gene Ontology annotation, molecular function: oxidoreductase activity. The transcript is spliced from 5 exons. The record is from RefSeq and is a predicted model, not a curated record. NCBI's taxonomy places the organism in Eukaryota, Metazoa, Tardigrada, Eutardigrada, Parachela, Macrobiotidae.
UUCAUAGGAUUUUAUGAUUAUCUAGCGCAGCUAUCGUUAAGAAACUGGUUUCAUCAAUAUGUUUUGAUCACAAGACCGUCACAGUGGAAGGCAAUAGGUCGCAGAAGUUUGCAAGCAGCAAUUUUAUUACUGCAGCGCUUUCAAGACAUACCGGAUCCUGCUGCAAAUGGCGCAUUUUAAGGACAAAGUAGCCCUGGUAACAGGUGGCUCUUCCGGAUUAGGCAAAGCCACCGUGGAGCGACUGGCAUCAAAAGGAGUCAUAAUUUAUGUAGUAGAUCUGCAAAUUCCUAGCCAAGAAGACGGUGGGGAUAUCUACGGCGAUGCGUCCAUUAAAUACCGCAAAGUUGAUGUAACCCGAGAGGACGAUGUUGCCAACGUGAUCAGUGAGAUUCGCUACAAACAAGGGCGACUGGAUUUUCUCAUCAACUGCGCCGGGAUACUGGGUCACGUGCAGCCGGUGUAUGACUUCCACACCGACCAAAUGCACUCAACACAGAUGUUCGAGGAUAUCAUGCGGAUCAAUGUUUAUGGGACAUUUAACGUUAUCCGGCACGCCGUGGGUUUAAUGAGCACUAACCCACCUGAUGAAGACGGCCAACGUGGCGUUAUCGUUAACGUUUCCAGUGUGGCGCGCAGCGAUGGACAAGUGGGACUUUUAGCGUACAGUGCCAGUAAGGGCGCCAUUAGCUCCAUGACGGUGCCGCUAGCCCGGGAAUUUGGGCCCGUCGGGAUCCGGGUCCUGGCCAUUGCACCCGCUGCAAUCUGCACGCCGAUGCUGGAUAAUGAGGAAUACAAAUGGGCUCUGGCCGGACAUCCUAGUUCGGCGGUGUUCCCUAAACGAGUGGGCCGACCGGAAGAGUUUGCACAUAUGGUGGAGUUUAUCAUUGAAAAUCAUUUGGUCAACGCGACGACCAUGCGGUUGGAUGGGGGAUUUAGGAACUUUCCCGGGUCCGCACGCUCCGACGACGGCACGGUACAGUGACCCGGAAAGUUCACCUGCGCCUCUUUGAGGCUUUAACUUUUAUCGCCUGUAAUGAUUUAUCUCAAAUUUGCCAUAAGCCGCUGUGUGUUUUACGGCAUACACUAGUGGUGCAUUUUAGAGUGUGACAAUUUGUUUAAUAUUACUGCGAUGCCGGAGACACAACAAACAUUUAUGCCGCAAAACUUGUGCGAUUUGUGACAAGCUUUCUUCAAGAUGUGGCAAAUCUCUUUUUCUUUGAGACAAUUUUUUAUGACGAAUGGCAUCCCAUGAAAUUAUUAAUUGUUCUAACGCAGGCAAAUACAGAAUGAUUUUACAGUACGUACAGUGCAGACGCAGAUUAUAUUAGUCAUAACAAUAUUCUAUUGCGAAACUUGGAAUACCGUGCGUGUA